CACUGCGAACUCUUUUUGUCUCUCGUUUCUCUCUCAUUCUCUCUUCUCUGUUUCCAAUUCUCUGCUCCCGAAACCCUAGCCCUAGCCCUAACCCUAACCCUCGCCCUUUUCACCCAACCCCCGAUCGAUCCGCCGCAAAUGGCGGGGUCGCCGCCGCGAUCGGCUAAGAUUUUGCGGGACAGGUGAUCGCGCGGUCGGGUUCUUAAGGCGAGCCUUCCCAGUCCAUGGCGGCCGCGGGGGGGAAGGGUGCGCCGGAGAGGAUCCGCAGGGGCCUCCGCACGGCGCUGUUCGUGGUGACGAUGGUGGCGUCGCUGCUCGCGACCUCGGCCCCGGCGCUCGUCGCCGUCGCCGACGCGGGCGCGGCGCUGGCCCUCGCGGCGAGGCUCGCGUGCGGCGGCGGCGGCGGAUGCGGCGUGAGGGCGCAAGUGGAGAGGUACGGCUUCAGGAGCUCGUUGAUGGAUGUGCCUCUCGCUUCCCUCCUCAGAUCCCUCGUAAUCACAUGUGUUUACUGUUUGAGUGAUGAUCCUGGGCUUUCUCAUGGUCCUUAUCUUGGAACAGCAGCACUAUGUUCAUUAGCUUCUGUUGUAUUUCUAACCAUUAAGGCCUGUGUUUAUACACCUAUAUCUUAUAUUAGGCCUGAAGCUCCACCAUCUUUGGCUAGUGAGGAUCUGCAUUCAAGGAAAUCAUGGGGCAUGCCUGUUCUUUUCCUUACAUCAUUACUUUUCGCUCUCGGUCAUCUUGUUGUUGCAUACAGGACAAGGUGCAGAGCACGUAGAAAACUUAUGUUCCACCGUAUUGACCCGGAAUCAGUUUUGGCAUACAGGAACAUGUUUUUUAGCUAUCAGAAGGUCCCUCGAUCCCCCACACCAUGCGGUGGCAAAAUAUACUCGAGGAGUGAGAGUGAAACAAAGAGGAAAGCCAUACUUUGUUGUGAACGGGAUCUUCCCAUCAGCUUCCUCGCAGAAAGUGACAGCUUGUUCAUUGCCUGUCAAGGCCUGACAAUCCAUUAUAAGCUUAGCUUACAUGAUUUACCUCCCACCAUUUCUCUAUCCUCCUCAAGGCUCAAACUUCAGAGUCCAUUAGUAAAAACUAAAACCCAUCAUCAUCUAUAUAGGAGCUUUAGUCAAAAAUACUAUGAUACCUCUCUAUAUGAUCCGCUGUUGGAUGAAUCUGCAACCUCGCCUACUUUAUUAUCAGAUGGCAUUCCUCUGUUGAGUCUUGAUGAUGGCAAUGGUGAUUUGGGUUCAUCUAAUUACGUAAAUAUGGGCAUUGGGGUAGAAGAAAAGGUGGAGCUUGCUGUUGUUUUAGUGCAUGGUUUUGGAGGAGGGGUUUUCUCAUGGAGGCAUGUGAGCAGUGUGCUUGCAAGGCAAGUAGGAUGUGCAGUUGUGGCUUUUGAUCGGCCCGGCUGGGGGUUGACUUCUCGACCACGUAGGAAGGAUUGGGAGGACAAGCGAUUGCCAAACCCAUAUAUGCUUGACUCCCAGGUUGAUCUUCUUAUCUCUUUCUGCUCGGAGAUGGGCUUCUCAUCAGUAAUACUUGUUGGCCAUGAUGAUGGCGGACUUCUUGCUCUCAAGGCUGCAGAAAAAGUUCGUUCCUCUGCGGAUCCUGCCAAAGUGGAAAUCAAGGGAGUGGUUCUAGUUAGUGUCAGCUUAUCUAGAGAAGUUGUCCCUUCCUUCGCCCGGAUCCUUCUACAUACUCCACUUGGGAAGAAGCACAUGGUCCGUCCUCUACUGCGUACUGAAAUCACUCAAGUGAUCAACCGUCGUGCAUGGUAUGAUGCUACAAAGCUAACAGCUGAGGUUUUGAACCUUUACAAGGCCCCAUUAUUUGUGGAAGGUUGGGAUGAGGCACUUCAUGAGAUCGGACGGUUAUCAUUUGCAACCGUCCUCUCAUCACAAAGCGCAGCAGCAUUGCUAAAAUCGGCGGAAGACCUUCCCGUCCUUGUUGUAGCUGGUGCAGAGGAUGUGCUUGUUCCUUUCAAGUCGGUUCAAGCCAUGGCUUCCAAGCUUGUAAAUUCUAGACUUAUCGCAAUAUCAGGAUGCGGGCAUCUACCGCAUGAGGAGUGCCCGAAAGCUCUUCUCGCGGCUCUCACCCCGUUCAUAACUAGACUGCUGUUGCCUGCCGACGCCUCCAGAAGACAUUAGGGUUAAUACUUUCUCAAUCUUUUCUCCAUGUUUCUUUUGAAAUUACUUUCUAUUAAUCUUCCUUUUCCAAUGAAAAAGGUAGAUAGAUCUCUUCUAUCCUGCUAGGGUUGUGUGAGGUGUUAUGUGUUUGGGUUUAGUGUUUGCUUGUCCUGGAGCCAGGCCCAAUACUCUUCUUAGGGUUACUUGAGCUCCCCUAACUUGUCAGUAGUUGUCACCCUUCCUCAUCUUAUGAUUUAUUAGAAUUAGGGCUUCUUGAUUAAGCAAGUUAGAUUUAGCAUGCCAUGUAGGGCGUAAGCUUUCGCUAAAUCUGAUGUUAACCUAAGGAAUCGAUGCGCUAACCUAAGGAAUCGAUGUGCGCAACUAAGGAUGCUAUGAGAGAUUGCUGUGUAAAGAACUAGUUUUGAUAUUCAUAAAUGCAAUAUGCAAAGAUUUUGAGGACUAA
Messenger RNA from Ananas comosus (pineapple), 2586 nucleotides. RefSeq lists its product as uncharacterized. The record is from RefSeq and is a predicted model, not a curated record. The transcript has 7 exons. The coding region runs from base 225 to 2144 and encodes 639 amino acids. Gene Ontology annotation, molecular function: catalytic activity. NCBI's taxonomy places the organism in Eukaryota, Viridiplantae, Streptophyta, Magnoliopsida, Poales, Bromeliaceae.